Prinia subflava (tawny-flanked prinia) is the source of this 2657-nucleotide messenger RNA. RefSeq names its product vesicle associated membrane protein 7 (gene VAMP7). Bases 256 to 918 code for a protein of 220 amino acids. Gene Ontology annotation, molecular function: SNAP receptor activity; SNARE binding. The transcript has 9 exons. The record is from RefSeq and is a predicted model, not a curated record. Gene Ontology annotation, biological process: endosome to lysosome transport; exocytosis; vesicle fusion. NCBI's taxonomy places the organism in Eukaryota, Metazoa, Chordata, Aves, Passeriformes, Cisticolidae. Gene Ontology annotation, cellular component: SNARE complex; membrane.
GGGCCGGGGCGGCCGCGGGGCCCCGGCAGGGCCGGGCCGGGCCGGGCCAGGCUGGGGGUUCGGGUGUGCGGGGUCCGGCCGGGCACAGCACCAGCCCCGCGCCCGGCAGGCGCUGCCGGCGGGAGGAGGCCGCGCUCGGAGGCUUCAGUUAAAUCCCCAGAGGGACUUCAGACAGCAGCUCGUGCAUCUUGCAGUGCCUUUUUGGAAGGUUUGAUCUUGGCUGCCUCCAGCUGUGUGAUAUUCAGGAGAGCAGCCAUGGCCAUCCUGUUCGCCGUCGUGGCCAGGGGCACCACCAUCCUGGCCAAACAUGCCUGGUGUGGAGGGAACUUCCUGGAGGUGACUGAGCAGAUCCUGGCCAAAAUCCCAUCCGAGAACAACAAGCUGACCUAUUCCCAUGGCAGUUACCUGUUCCAUUACAUCUGCCAGGACAGGAUCAUUUACCUGUGCAUCACAGAUGAUGACUUUGAGCGCUCCAGAGCCUUCACGUUCCUGAACGAGAUCAAGAAGCGGUUCCAGACCACGUACGGCUCCCGAGCGCAGACUGCCCUGCCCUAUGCCAUGAACAGCGAGUUCUCCUCUGUGCUGGCUGCACAGCUGAAAUACCACUCGGAGAGCAAGGGCCCAGACCAGGUGGCAGAGACACAAGCCCAGAUCGAUGAGCUCAAAGGGAUCAUGGUCCGGAAUAUAGACCUUGUGGCACAAAGAGGAGAGAAGCUGGAGCUGCUGAUUGAUAAGACAGAGAAUCUCGUGGAUUCGUCAGUCACUUUCAAAACCACCAGCAGGAACCUUGCCCGAGCCAUGUGUAUGAAGAACCUCAAGCUCACCAUCGUUAUCAUCAUCGUGUCUAUUGUGAUCCUGUACAUCAUCCUGUCGGCCAUAUGUGGUGGGCUGGCCUGGCCCAGCUGUGUGCAGAAGUAACUGGAGCUGGAGCUGCUCACCAGGAGAUGAGGCAGAGUGUGAAGAGGGAACCUCCAGAGUGACUCCAGCCUGUUACCAGUGCCACCUUCCAUCUCCCAUCCCUCCAGGACUUGAGACUUUUUGCCUUACCCCCCAGACAGACCCAGCCGGUCGCUGCUCCCGCAGCUGUGACUCAAGAGUGGGCUGGGUUAAUUACUUGAAAGGAUUUUUGUGUUCCUUUUGCUGUCCCGAUGCCACCCCUCCAGAGGGUUCUGUGCACACUGGCCCCAUGUCUGUGCGGCUUCCCCGGCUGGGGACAGGAGUGGCUGCAGCUGUCCCACCUGGGGUCCCACAGAGGUUCAGGGUGGGCUGAGCUAAAAUGGUGGGGUCAGGUGGGUGUGGGUUCCCAGAGCACGUCCUGCACAUCUGGCCACAUCUGGUGUCUCCCAGUGCUGCAGCACGGGGAGGUCACGGUGUCACCCUGGUAGGAGCCAAGGGGCUCUGGGCCUUGUGCACUCUCAGGUGGAGCUGCUGCUGCUGGGGACAUCUCCCUGUUCCUGCAGUGAUCCUGCAGGCCAGGAGGAGGGUGCGGGGUAACCUCAGCGUGUGCCAGGGCUGCCUCUUCAUCCUCACUUCUUCCUCAUCUCCCCCUGGGCUGGUGGCUGAACAGACACAGCAAAGGGGACGCUUACACACGGUUCAGGAUCUGCUUUCUCACAGAUGAUUUCUCCUGCUCUUCUUUGGAGGGUGGACUGCAAUGGAUAUAAUUCUGCCACUGGCUGUGGUGAAUUUGGGGCCAAUCUGGCUUGCUGAGGUGUCAGGGAGCUGCUGCUUGUGCUUCUCCUGGAAGGUGUGCACUGGAACUGGAGGGCAGACAAGGGCUGGAGUUGGUGGCUGGUGACUUUCUCCAAGGUCUGAGGGAGAAAGGCUCUGCCAGAGGAUGACUGUCCUCUGGGAGGAUUUCAAGCCAAACCCAAGGCUGGUAACCAAAUGCAGGCUCAGGGGUGCUGUUUCUGUGCCAGCUGCACAUCUCCAUCCCCAGCCAGGCCUGGCUGAGGAGCUGGAGCUGCUGAGGCCCGGGCAAGGGCUGGGGGCACUUCUCUCCUGGAGCUGAUGGGCUCCUUCCCCAGGGAAAAAAAAUUGAAACACCUUCAGUGGGGGAGGAAUCUGCUUUUGGCCCAGGGAAGUCAUGGGAUGGAAGGGGAGGCUUCUUUUGGUGCCCUGCUUGAACUGGGGUGGCUUUCUAGCUCUCAGUCCUGGUGGGAUCUCGUUCUGUGACUCUGAAGUGGCUUCUGUGACUCACUCAGGCUCUUUUGGUGCCUGAGCUGGAGCACGAAGUUGGUGCCAUGAAGUCCUGGGGACACAGACAGGGUGGGGACGUGGCACUGACCAUAGAGGUUCCCAGCAGGGCCCAGAGUUCUAUAAACAGUUGCUCCUUUGGAUUUGUCUUCCGCUGGGCUAAGUUUGACCAGGAGUGAUUGGAUCUUGAUAUCCACAAAGUGCCAGUGGCCACUGGCACCUGCUUCUCUUUCUGUUCUGAAUGUAAAGCUUGGAGCCCCCUCCCAGCAGCUCCUGCUCCUGCAGCCCUAGGUCCAGCUGUGCAUGUUUUAGGGAUUGUGCUGUUACCACGUUCAUUUGGAUGAUUUCUUGUCUUAUGUACAAAUAAUUUUUAAAAUCUUUCCUUUCCUUCUCAAGGAUGCACUGAGGCAUUAGUGUAAAAAAACCAUUACCUUGAUUUCAAUUAAAUUCCUGUACAGAAA